Pyricularia oryzae 70-15 is the source of this 183-nucleotide messenger RNA. RefSeq lists its product as uncharacterized. The transcript has 2 exons. The coding region runs from base 1 to 183 and encodes 60 amino acids. NCBI's taxonomy places the organism in Eukaryota, Fungi, Ascomycota, Sordariomycetes, Magnaporthales, Pyriculariaceae. The record is from RefSeq and is a predicted model, not a curated record.
AUGAAGUCGAACUUGGAUUGGAGGAAAAGCCCGCGAAUUUGUCGGGUAAAGGCAGAUUUCGAACCCAAUCAAGACGAAGAGCUCGAUGAGAUUGACCUUGCGGGGAUGCUCAUCGCCGCCACUGCCAAACACAUGAAAUCAAGUCGUCGGCCGAGAAACAAUAACAGAAGACCCAGUCGUUAG